Molecule: messenger RNA, 1481 nt
Organism: Aspergillus welwitschiae
Lineage: Eukaryota; Fungi; Ascomycota; Eurotiomycetes; Eurotiales; Aspergillaceae
Exons: 1
Coding region: 590-961 (123 amino acids)
Source: RefSeq, a predicted model, not a curated record
GGAAAUCUCUCCCCCUACUCGAUUUUGAUAGAACAGUCCCGGCGACUGUUAUUCCUUCAGCCUUGGUUGUGCUGGAAGUGCGUCAUAUCAGCUUUUCCAAACCGCUUGACCCUCAAUCCGAACCGCCCAGUCCAGACCCGCGGAACGCCGAGUGAUCUCCAUCCCUCCAUCGUCAUCUAUAUCCUACUAUAAACCGCCUCUCGUCCACCAGCUUCUGCGCAAAAUAGAUUUUCAACUUACGAGCAACGGCCAGCAAGAUCUCUCCUGCUUUGAAAGCAGUUUCUAUCAAAAAAAGGAGUACGACAGUGUACAAAUUCCACUUCGCAUCAACCCCUCUCCGGAAGGCCGCGGAGUCAGAAGAAUCCCGCACCAAAUCCACACCGACUCAAACCCUCUUCAGCGCGGCCGGUCUUUGGGCACGAAUUGCUUCUUGGUGGAUCUAGAUUCGACCGUUUAAACUUCCGGCAUAUUUGAUCUCUCGCUUUUUCUUCUUAUUUUUUCGAAGUUUACUUUUUUUCUGCACUGCCUCCAUCACCAACUCAUCACGCUACCCGCUUCUCUGCUCUCUACCCCCACCCCCUCACUCAAAAUGUGUCGCCAGUACUUUAUGGUCUAUGAAUGGUGCCGGUGUGAAGAAGACGCCGGCCAACAGCUUUGUUCCUCGCGCAACAAUGAGAACAAUUACUGUCCCGAAACGUCUAUCCAGCUGGUCCACAUGCACUGUUUCUGCUACGGACACGCAACCCACGGCUUCAAGUCGGAGCGGAAGUUGCGCAAGCAGGAGCGCAAACAGGAUCGCAAACGUUUCUCGAUGCUGAGCUUUGCGGACAAGAGCGACAGGAGCGACAGAAGCGACAGAAGCGAGCCCAGCGAGUCCAGCGAGUCCAGCGAGCAAAGCCUGCCGACUCCCCGGAAGAAGCGAUGGUCCUUGUUCGCUAGCUUACGGUCGCGGACCUUUUAAGCUGCGUUUGACGUGGCCGAGUGUGUUUUUGCAAUCGUUUGAUUUUCCUUUGUAAUUUGGGGUAUUUUGUGAAUCAUCAGCACCGGUGUUUGGAUGCAUGGAUCAUCUUUCUCCUUUGGGUGGGUUCGGUUCGGGCGUUUCUCGGGCGUUUAUCAUUUGCUUUUAUCAGGGUCGGGCGGGACUUUCAAAUCCCGAUGAGAAAAAGAGACUUCUUCAUACCCCUCUCUUUGGUGUUUUAUUGGGGGUUAUGCCUUGAGGGACACAGUAUGCUAUCAGUUGAGUUGAUCGUGGACUAGAUGGAUGUAAAUAGAUUGGCUGCUCCGAUCAGAUCGGGAGCGAUCUGAUUGUGAUGCGCGAACCCCAGAUGAUGCAUGGAUUAUUUGGCUGCAGCAAUAAGACGAUCGACUAUUGUCUGACCAGUGAUUAUUGGAAACCACAUUGGCCCAGUCAGGGAUGACGGGUCACAUUCUCAACGACUUCCUGCAAGACACACUUGGAAGAACUACUUAUAAAUGCAGCC